Molecule: messenger RNA, 8941 nt
Organism: Caenorhabditis auriculariae
Lineage: Eukaryota; Metazoa; Nematoda; Chromadorea; Rhabditida; Rhabditidae
Source: the annotation of a GenBank genome assembly
AUGAAUGGUUAUUUUUUGGGUUAUAAAGGACAGAUUUCGGUGGAAGAAAGAUUUAUCCGAUUUCUUGGAAUUUUCCAGGCUUUUUUGGAGACUUUUCUGAACUAAUGUGUUUCAGAACGCAGAAGUUUUAUAACCUGAAAUGAAUAUAAAAUGAACGGCUCUUCAUUAUGAGACUUUAUCAAAUCUUCUCUGAUAUUUCUGUUAAUUUUUUUCUUUCUGUUUCUUAUUCGUUCAGAUUUGAUAUAGCCUUCAAAUAUCUCAGAAGAAAAAAAUUGUAUUAUUAAAUAAUUGAUUUGAAAAAUUGCUCCAAUUUUUCCUAAAUUUCGCAGAUGAGGCCGCCUAUCACAAAAACGAAAACUUGGGAUUCACAAGAAGCCGAUUAUGUCCCGAAUUCGAAUGAGAAAAAAAUGUGGAAUAUGUAGCAACCAUACAUGGCAACGUAAUAUGAAAUUCAGAAUGCCAUGAAAAAUAUUAUUUAUUUAGACAUAUGAAAUCGUGGUCCAAAAUCAAGAAAAUGAAGAGGAAGAGUUGAUUGAAGACCGUGGGGAAGAAGAAGAAACUUAUCAACAGGAAGGUUUCUAAGGAGAAAAAAGACUGAAAUUUUACGAUUUCUCUUCAGAAUUUGUGGAGUGUUAUGAGCAAGCUGAACCUCGUGUGGAAUAUAUUAUAAAUGAGCCGGUGGAAGAGGUUGUCGACGAAGUUGUCGAAGAAACUGUUGAAGAGCAGGAAGAAGCGGUGGUUAGAGUUUCAAGUCGAUCCAACAACUUGCUUCCUAUUUUUUUUGAUUUCUUUAAUUAUCCAUAACAACACGUUUUUUUUUUUUGCGGAAACCCGGCACAUGAAAUUUUAAAAUUUUCAAUUCAAUAUAUGUAAAAAAAUUCGGAAAUUAAGGAGCUCCCGAAAAUUCACUGUAUGUUUUGCGACGCCGUUGUCGACCUCGAAGCUGGACACAGCCACCACAUGUGCAAAUCGUUCUUGAGAAAAAAUUUCAAGUUAAAAGCAGCUGAUUUUUCACCCAGUUCUUUUUAUUCUCAGAUGCAACAUGUGUGAUGAACAGUUCAACUUCUCGCAGAAUUAUGAAGUUCAUCGUCAGGUGUGCCACUUCGAGAAGGUAGUUCACUUGAUUUACACUAGGAUUUCUGGAAAGUCAACCAGUUUUUGAGUAUAAUCUUUUUACCCAUGUCUUCGUGAUUUUUCUUUUUUCUGGAUACCUGAAUCCUUUUUUUCUCAUUAUUUUUUAAGACUUGGUUGAAUUUAAAAGGCUAGAGUCUUUUUUUUUCUCGCCGAUUCUUUUUUUUUUGGUUGAUAUAGCUUUUACAUGUCCUAGCAAGCUGUUAUAAAAGUUUUUAGCUUUUAAAAAUGCUGGUUAGACUGUUCAAAGCCGCUAGAAAUUGCAACAGCAUACUAAGAUUUUUCUCAGAAUUCCUGAGCCCUUAAACAUCUCAAAAAGUUUUAAAAGCUGUUUUAGAGUGGAUCAUAAGCAUUAGCGAAGCUCAUAGAAGCUUUUGAAGCAUAAUAAAAUUUAUGGUAAACAUAAGGGUGAUGCUCUUAAAGGGGAAACAUUUUUUCCGAAGUUAAUUUUUCUCAAAUUUUAAAGUAAGGAGCUUUUUAUUUUUUCAUCACUUUUUCUUAAAAGAAGAGUUUAUUUUACCUUCGGUAAGAAAAAAAUACUUUCUAGGAAUCAUUUUCCGGAGAGAAGACCUGCGAAAUUUGUUUCCUAAAUAAUCAGCCGACUUUUUCGCCGUUAUCAAGCAUAUAUCGGACAUUUGAAGACGCAUCUACAGUCAGAUAGUUUCGUUUGUAAAAUUUGCUUGCAGCAGUUUGAAAACCAGGUUUUCAGAAUUCGAGAAAAUAUUUUUUUAAAAUUUCAUUUGUAGGCUGUUUUCAAGCGGCACAAACGACAGGUUCACCGCGACGAAGGCUCUCAAUUGAACGAAGUCGCUUUUUGUCCCAAAUGCGAAGUUCAAAUUCCAGUGGAAGAAGUUUCAAUCCACUUGAAAUUGCACGAUACUCAUAAGUGCUUUGAAAAUUAGUGUCUUAAGAAAAAAAAAACUUUCUAGAAGUUUGUCAGUGAGAGAAGAAGUUCGACGUGAGAAGAAACUGGAUUCCAAUUGGACUGGUGAGAUUUCCAGAAGAUUUCGAAACGGAAGAAUGAGAUUCUAUUUUCAGCGGACGGGAAGAAAAAGCAUCAGUGUCCGACGUGCCAAAAAUUUUUCAGAAGGCCAGCUGAGUUGAAGCGACAUUUAGUUAUCCAUGUUCGAGAAAGUAUGGUUUUGGAUUUUUUGUGUGGGGAAAUUUUAAAAUGAAAGAACAGUUUUAUCAGAAAAACUGGGACGAAAGCCAGAAAAGAAACGUUUUAUGUUUUAAAAACCAUGGAGAUUUUGACGAAUUUUUCUCUUAAAAAAAUUUUAUUGCAAAAUUUUCAGCAAAUGCGAACCUUCCCAAGUGGAAAUGCGCCAUUUGCAGCAAAGAAUACUCGCAUGAGACCGGCUUGAACGAGCAUAAAAGGGUAGCCCACGGCUCUGCUACCGAGUAUGUCUGUCAGAUUUGCGGGUUUUCCUUCACCAAGGUUGUUUUCAGUUAGAAGGAUCAUAAGAAAAUUCAAGUUUUGCAGCAGUCGAAUUUGGAGCGACAUCUGAAAAAGCAACAUCCUGUGAAACUGAGCUGCGCUCAAACUGAUUCGAGUUUGGAGUGUAGUUAUUGUCCAUCGGUUUAUGCGUCGUUUCACGCUUUGGCGGCACAUCAGAAAAGGAAUCACAGGUCGACGAAAGGUAUAGUCAUUUUAAGGCUGGCUUGGCUCAUCGAAAAAAGGGUUUCGAAAGAUUAAAAAGAGAUAGUGCGCGGUUGACGGAAGUCGCAGACAGGUCACAGAGAACUUUUCAGACGGCAACUACAUGGCUCCGAACCAAUGUACCAUCUGUAAGCUCUCGUUCCAAGGAAUGGCGAUGCUGAGAGCCCACAAGGCUCAGUACCAUCCGACGAAUCAAAACAUCACGCGAGAGGAGCAGACGCCGAUGUUCGAAUGUGACAGGUGUUCGAAAAAGUUCUCGAUUUUACUUGAAAACAGUUUUUCACCCGGUUAAAUCAAGAUAUCUUCUCCGAGCUUCUCUCCUUCUGCACUUGGAUAUGCACCGUCGGAACGAAGAAGUCCCGGUGGCUAUCAAAUUACCUUCGAAUAAAGGGUUUCAGUGUGAAACUUGCAGAGAGGUUUGAAAAGGAAAAAAAAGAGAAGCUAUACAGUUUUUCAGCUUUUUGCGACAAAGAAAGAUUUCAAAAGUCAUACUUGCCCAACGACUUCUCGAAACGAUGCGAGGACCAUUCAAACUGUUGUUGAUAAUCCCAACAAUAUCAACAAGUACCUGAGUUUAUUCAACAAUUUUGAAACCUUUGUUAUCCAUCAGAAUCGUCUGUCGUCUCUGCACGCCUUAUAAGAAGUUUUCGACGAUGCGCGAGUUUCGAGAACACAACAGAAGGCAUCAACAGCGAAGGCCCCAUUUGUGCUGGAUUUGUCACAAAUCUUUCAGGACUGAAGGUGAUAAUGAUAUGAUUCGCGUGUUAUAGCCCAUCCCGCGUCACUUGUCGCGUUUUUUGUUCUGCCAAACAGAGCGAUAAGAAAGACUAAUUCCGAAUAAUUUUGACCGCGCUACACUUCAAGAUCUUUCUUUCGAAGCGUGACCGUCUUGCGCGGGGUUAGUUUCAAUUGGAAAAAGACAAGAUUAACUAGGAAACUGCUUCGACUUUCGAUAGGACUUGUAAGUCACGUUAGAUUUAGGGUAUCUAUUUUUCAACGCGUUUUUCGAAACGUUUCAUUUAAUCUUUAUUUCGGUGUUUCAAAUCGCAAAGAUAGAAAAAGUUAUGGCCUCUCGAAGCCUCUUUUCAAAUAGUUGAACAGUUGAGUGUAUUUUCAAUGGUAAAUUUAUAGAUUAAUUUUUAUGUAUAUUAUUGAUUCAGCAAUUUUUUUUAUCCAUAUAUUUUCAUUGACGAGUCAAAUUUAGAAGUUCAUAUAAGACUUGCCUCGUCUAGUGAUUUUUUUUUUGGUAAUACAGAUACUUCUAAAAAUUUCGAAAUUUGUCGUUUGAAGGCCAUGUUGGGGUCUUAGAACUGGUUAAUUGAAUAACUUAGGCUUUUCGAUCUGAAUUUUCGGUUUUCCGUGCAGUUAAUCGAGGAGAAAUGUUAAAGUUUGAAUUUUUAUUUCGACAUUUCUGUUUUCCGUGCUAUUCAUUGUUGAAAAACGUCAAAGUUUGAAUCUGAAAAUAGGCUUCAUUUUUCUAGAUCUCCUGGUCCUUCACAAAGGAAUCCACAACCGAGAUCCGAUAGCAUGCGAGAGCUGUGGAAUGGUUCUCUAUGGGCGGACGAUGUACCGGCAACACCAGAGGACGGCUCAUCCGACUGGAGACGACGUCUGCGUCCAAGUCGUCAUUGAGCACGACCGAGUUCGUGGUCAACUUCGUGCUCCUUUUCAUUUUAAGUUGUUCCAGAACGUCGCUUCGGCUCAGUCUUUCCCUGAGUACAGCCUGAGGGAUGUGAACGGGACGAGUUUUGACGUCGUUCGGGCUCAAUCCGCUGACUGGAUGGAGCCCCAGCAGCAGCAACAGCAGAUUGUCGUCAUUGAGAGUGAGUUCGAGGAGAUUGGAAGACUGGAAAUGUGAUAAAAAUCUUCUGGAGACCAAAUCACCUCACCCUAUAGGGGCCUCUGAGGCUUGCAAAAGUGACCCGAUAUGAGGGACAUCCUAUUCGAUUAUUGUUAUGAACUUGUGAGAAUUCUUUCCUCUACAGGGUUGUCAUCCCCUAACCCCUAUAAGGACCACUCUGGCGUUCCUAAGAUGUAUCACGAAUUAUACAAUUGAUCAUUUUUUUGACUGAAAAUUAAAAAGAAAGCAGUUAUCUUCAAAAUGUUCAGCUGCGGAUACGACUUCCAUGAUGAACGUCCCCAUCCGCUGCGAUGUUUGUAUGCAUCUCUACGAUAAUAUGAACCUUCUCAUACAUCAUUGGAACGAGUGAGUUAGAUUGCUCGCAAUUGGAAUGACCCAAAGUGGUGACCCAAAAUCACCAUCUUUCUUUCAUGCUUUUCAAUGCUCCCGCGCAAAAGUCGCUUCGAGUCGGUCAAAAUUGAAAGAGACCGCCAAGCCAUUCCUCGUGCGGCCAUUGAAUUUCCCGUUUUCAGAAGCGCCUCGGAACGCGAUCAUUCCUUCUCGGUUCUCGGCUGUCCAAUCUGCAAACUCAAUAUCCGGGGAGCCUCCGAAGUUGCCAAACAUAUCCAAACGCAUCAUUACCGCAGCUCCGUGCGUCCUACCUAUUCCUUGAUGUUUUCGAUUUGUAUGAAUGUUCGUAUGAAACAGUAAUCUAGGGCGGUGAACAACGAGGAGAGGAACGCUUCGAGGUCGAAAGACGCCGAGAACAAGACGCACGUUUGUAGCGUUUGCUCCAGGGGAUUCGGAAAACGAUGCGAUUUGAGCCGUCAUUUGUUGAUUCAUACAGGUUUUUUUUUGAAGCGAACAUCGUGAAAAUGAUAGACAAAAAAUAUAUUCGAUCAUGAUUUUUGUUGGAUGCAGUUCAAUAAAUUUUUUUUUUUAAGAGUCAUGGGUAAGAAAGUUUUUAACUCUAGCUGAAAGCGGCCGAAAUUUUUGAUAAGAUCGAAUAUAAACGAUUCUUGGUUUUGAAAAGAUUUUGAAGGAAUCGAGAAUAUUUUUAUGAUAAUAUAUUCUGAAUAAAAAAACGUCCUAAUUUACGUUUUUGAAUAAGACGAAAUUGAACUAAAAGCGGAUGACCGUGGCUCAAUUAUUUGAAUUAAAGCGCUAGUUUUUCGAAGUUUUUACGCAGAUGGUUUUUAAAAAAAAUUCCUACGAGUAAACUUGAAAAAUUUUAAGAAUCCAGGUGAUUAUGAUUCAGUAACAGGUUGCAUUUCAGGCGAAAUACAAAAAAUGAAAGUUAAAGAAAGGAGACAUGAAAGUUAUUAUUCUUUCCAGGCGAGAAGCCGUUCCAGUGCGAAGUGUGUUUCAUGGAGUUCCGAACGAAGAACACACUCGAUACCCAUCUUCUGAGGCACAAGAACGAGCCGACAGAAGUCUGUAUGGUGUGCCGGAAAGUGUUCUACGGGAAGAAGUCCCUCAAACUCCAUCUUCGGAUCCACACCGGCGAGACUCCCCUUCAAUGCCGACACUGCAAUGUUUCUUUCAGGUCCGGUUAUUUUCCUAAUUAUAGAAUGAACAGACUUUUGCGUGGGCCGGCCCGUUUUUUUUUUGUCCAUACUCUUACGAUAAAAAUCAUGUUUUGGCUUUUUCCAGUGACAAGAACUAUGGUUUAAGAUGAAAAGACCUUUUGAUGGACUUCAAAAUUUUUUUCGAAGUUUGGCCCGGCCCGAGCCCCACGAGUCUUACGCAAAAACUUGAUUAUAAUUUCUCGAUUCUUUACAAUAAAAACGCUUGAGUUGGCUCGGAAUGUAGCUCUUUUGGUUGUCAUUUUAUUGCUGCAUCCGACCUUCGAAGGCUUUUUUUGUGUGCUUUGAUAUACCAUAAAGCUUUUGUUUUUGUGAGUGUUGGUUUAAAAUUACCACAACACAUUCAGCUUUCUUUGCGAAUCAUUCAACAAGAAAUUGUUCAGAACGAGCUCACUUCGAAGCGCUCAUGAGAAGAGAGUUCAUGGAGUUAAUGGAGAGCCAGUCGAUCAGACAAACGUGAGGAAAGGUCAAGAGAAAACAGUUAUUAUUGAAUAGUUUUCAGUCGAUGUUGGUCAUUCCUCCGAGCCAAGUUCCCAGUAGUCAAAGAAAAUCGAGGAGGCUUCAGAUCAAGGUUUGGCGUAAAUGGGGUUUUGGGCCAUGUGUGAGAAUGUUACCUGGGAAAUAUUUGUAAUCGACUUAAAAAAUGCAUAGAUUUUUUUUUUUCAAUUUUCCUUUUAAAGACCGAAUUAUGAGUCCUAUGAACUCGGCACAUUUUGAUGUGCUAUUAAUAAUAUAUUCUCCACAUUUUUUUCCAAUUUCGAACUUCGGAUUGCUUCAAACGAGGGUAAUGGACUAUUGAGGAGCUAUAUAAAUUUUUUAUGAAAAUAGGGGAAAAAUCAUUUUCUUCUAGGCUAGAAAAUUAAACUUUUCAAUUCCCAAUAAAGUCUCAAUUUUCAAGGAAACAAUCGCUUCAAAGCCAUCAUCCGUCCGAACUUUGCUGCCGGUUAAACGGAAAUUCGUUGAAGAGGUGCGUUUUCAUCAAAAUGUCCGUUUUAUUCGUUUUGGUUCCAGAAAAAUCCCUUCAUCCAAGGGGUGGAGAAGACCAUCUCCCAGAUUUCGAGCUUGCCAUCAAAGCCGCUACCGUUGUCGAGCUCUUCGGCGUUUUCUUGUCCUAAGGUUUGAAAAAAAGAAAAGAAAAGGUGUUAAAUCAUUUUUCUGAAGUUAAACUUUGGAACUCUUACAAGGGUUAGAUUAAAACGACAUUUAAAAAUAGUGGGAAAAGAAGCGGAAGAACAACAACGGCUUGAAGAGGCGCCAGAGAAAAAUAUCGAUUUCUUUCUCUAGCGUCUAUUCUGGUUGCCUUAUGUCUCUCGCUUAUGCUUUGUAGGUUGAAAACUGUUGCAGCUUCAUAGGUAAAUUUCUGUAACUAUGUGAUUUUCCUUCCUUUCCAUUAGUCUUAACAACGGUAACAAAAACUGGACGUCUCUGAGUAAUUCUAGGAUCACUCAAGAGCUCUGAAGCUACUAAAGGGUUCACUAGUGUAGCUCCGACACGUCCGAAAAGCGUUAUCAAGAUCCGAGAACGGGUAGAAGAAAUAUCGAGUUUUUUUUUCCCGUUUUCAGACUCGAAGAACCGGUGGAACACUUUACAUCGUCGCGAAGAAGGUCUUCAUCGACGAGUACGUCAUCAACGUCAGUACGAGACCUCCCCCGAAGAAUUCCAUCCGAGAAUCUGUGAUUUUCAAGACAGUAAUCAGGAUGUUAUACUGAAAAUUCAGGUGGACACGUUGAGCAGCAUCGAGAUCAGCGCCGUCGAGGAGUUUGUCAGCCACGGAUUUCCGUUCCGGAUCAUUCUUCACGAUAAUCAGUACUUGCACAUUGAUGCGCCAGCUCUUCUGGCCAUUAUUGAGGCGGAUGGACAAGGUUCAGGGGGAGACAAUAUUUUCUUUUCAAAAAAUUCAUGAAGAAUCCGAGUAAAGUUUUGGCGUACUGUAUCUAGCUUCUGUGCAAGUUCCUACACUGCAGAUGCUAUUUUCGAGUUUUUUCUUUUUUAGGGUGCGAAAUAAUUUUUUUUUCUUUUAUUUUUUUGUCAAUUCUUUUCUCCUUCUAUUCAGCCUUAUGCUCAUUAUGAAUAAUGGGGAAAAAUUUAAAAUCCGGUUUAUGUAAAAAUUUUUUUCAGAAAGUGCUCAUUUGAAGUAAUAGUAACAUAUUUUUUUAAAAAAAAUUGGCACAAAAACAUCGAACUUCAGAGAAAACAGCAGUUUUCAGUAAUUUCUUUCAGUCAGCGCCAAGACGAAGAUCACUUCCGGUUUGUCGGCCCAACCGAAGCUUUUCGAAGUUGUCCGCGACACGGAGACCUCCUUCGUCCGUCGAUGUGAAGUCUGCGAGAUGGACUUCCAGUCGAAGGACCUCAGUGAUGAGCAUUUCGCUUCCGAGGAUCAUGAAACGGCUCAGGUUUCCGGCAAAAUCCUCCUUGAAGUUUCAAAAUGUUCUCAUUCCAGUUGAUGAACCCGCUUACGAGUAUCGUCGCUGAGGGAAUCGUCGCCACGAGUAUGACUGUACCUCAUCCGGCUCCGACAAGGUGGAGUUUGUGUCAAGCUGAAGGAAUAUCAAAACGGAUUUCAGGAAAGAGGAGCUGUCGGACUUCACCUGCAAGCUGUGCGGCAGAAAGUUCCUCGACAUGGAGCCCCUGGUGGCACAUAUUCGGAGGGAGCACGAGCGCGACGGCGAUCAUCCGCAGCAUAUCCCGCCGAGGCCCGCAGCCCGAACUGCUCCCAUUCAUUAG